UGUGCGUAACGAGGAUCAUCGUAGAGAUCCGGUGAAGGUGAAUCAGAGACGCACAGAGAGAGAGAGAGAGAGAGAGAGAGAGAGAGAGAGAGAGAGAGAGAGAGAGAGAGAGGCAGGAGAGAGCGACACUUAUUACAUGAGUCUCCUCCUCGUCUCCACACCUCAGCUGACAAAUCGGACAAACCAGCAACUUCUCCACUGACACCAAACAAAACUCGCAGAGGACAAACACAGGAAGAAAGUCCCAAACAGGCGUUAAGGGUUUCCAAAAGCGACCAUAGCCUGCAACUACGCGGACCCCACAAGGCUAUGGACCGGAGGAUGAACUUGAGCGGCGGCGCAGGGGACAUUUUUCACAAAACUCUCAGCGCCGUGUCCAACACAAAAAUGGACCCGUUCAGAUCAGCGCCCGGGAUCGAACGACCGGCCAGAGACCGCCAGUCACCGAUCAGCUGUUUCGACCAGACCGAUUCAGACCCGAUUCCGCCCGGAGGACUGGCUGGAGGUAGAGGGGGGCCCCUGGGUCUGCCGACCGGAUCUUUGUGCGUGAAGUACGGGGAGAGCGCCAACAGGACCUCGGCGGCGGAGAGCAGCGGCGGAGAGCAGAGCCAAGAUGAUGACAGCGACGGCAGGUGUGACAUGGUCCUUCUGGCCGACGGGCGGACGGUGCCCGCGGGGAAAGCCGAAGGAGGUAAGAAAACCAAAGAGCAGAAAUUACUGAGGCUAAACAUCAAUGCCAGAGAAAGACGACGGAUGCACGAUCUGAACGACGCGCUGGAUGAGCUCAGGGCGGUCAUCCCCUACGCGCACAGCCCGUCAGUGCGGAAACUCUCCAAAAUUGCCACUUUGCUGCUCGCCAAGAACUACAUCCUCAUGCAAGCGCAGGCGCUGGAGGAGAUGAGGAGGCUAGUGGCGUAUCUCAACCAGGGCCAAGCCAUCUCUGCUGCUUCCAUACCGGCCACCACUGCCCUCGCAGCUCCCGGCUUAGGUGCGUACGACCAGCCGCCUGGAUACCCUUUCCCUUCUGGGGUGGCUGCGUCCUCCUGCCCCGAUAAAUGUGCCCUUUUCAACAACGCCACCUCCAGCCUCUGCAAACAGUGCACUGACAAGCCUUAAAUGCGCCUGACAAAGACUCAGAGAAGCACAUGCGAGAACAGACACAAGACACCACUUUUGAGAACACUUUUAUGAGAGGAGAUCUGCGAGGCUACUGUUGUUCGAGUCAGCAGGCUAGAGACAAAGAAGUAAUGCCGAUGAAUACUUUUAUAAUAUUUACUAAGUACAUUCAAAAUGCGCUUUUUGUUCUAACAAUACUUGAUUGUGUAUAUAAAUCAUCCUUAAAGUGCUGGUAUGAAUGAUGUGCGGACAGUGCAGACCAAACAGAGGUACACUAGGCCUGUAAGUGUGGCUGCAAGUGUUGACGGAGUUGUUGAUGACUUGAUCAGUUAUGGACCCUUUUGGAGACGUAGGUGACCUGACAACUUGCGACUUUUUCACUUGAAUAGAUGGACACCUUCCUGGAGCAUUAGUCCAACCUCAUUUUCUGCUGCUUCCUCAUUUACUCACGGUUUUUCUUUGACUCGUCUCAGAGACAUUUGCUGGUUCAAGGCCUGUUUUUAUGAACUUUUCUAUUGAGCACGUGGAAUGUCAUGAACAAGGAAAAGUGAAACGAAAUAGAAGUUAAGUGGUUUAAUCAGAUAUUUAUGUGCUAAUCCAGACACUUGUUAAUAGUUGCGCACGCCCAUUGCAAUUCAUUUUUUGGUGGGGGGAGCACUGUGAUAUAAUAAAAUUUCAGAAACAUUUAGAAAACCUGAAUCAACUUUUUAUCAGGUGUUUCGAUGUGUCUUUUGUAAUUUAUUAAUUUGGAUAUUUAUAUUGCUUUUUUUGCUUGCAUUGCACACUGUAGUCCUUUUCUUAGUUGCUGUACUUUUUUUUGCGUUUUUCUCUCACACAAGAUGAUCGAGGUCUUGAGAUCAAUCGUGUUGUCAGGUCAAGCUGUGGAUUAUUGUCGAUACCUUAGUUAUUAUAUGAGCAAAGAGGGCCAUUUGUAUGUAUUUCAGUGUUGAAAAGCUUUAUUAAAAUAUUUUGAACAACAGGAA
Messenger RNA from Sphaeramia orbicularis (orbiculate cardinalfish), 2099 nucleotides. RefSeq names its product basic helix-loop-helix family, member e22 (gene bhlhe22). The transcript has a single exon. Gene Ontology annotation, cellular component: nucleus. The record is from RefSeq and is a predicted model, not a curated record. NCBI's taxonomy places the organism in Eukaryota, Metazoa, Chordata, Actinopteri, Kurtiformes, Apogonidae. Gene Ontology annotation, biological process: axon development; positive regulation of transcription by RNA polymerase II; sensory organ development. Gene Ontology annotation, molecular function: DNA-binding transcription factor activity, RNA polymerase II-specific; E-box binding; protein dimerization activity. Bases 310 to 1116 code for a protein of 268 amino acids.